Molecule: messenger RNA, 687 nt
Organism: Rotaria socialis
Lineage: Eukaryota; Metazoa; Rotifera; Eurotatoria; Philodinida; Philodinidae
Source: the annotation of a GenBank genome assembly
AUGAUGCACGCCGCUGUUGCUUAUUCUCACCAUCCAACUGGUUAUCCAUCAUUUCUAUCCUAUGCACCAACAGCACAACGUAAAUCUGAUUAUGGAAUGUCACUUCAUCAUCCACAUCAUUAUUUAAAUGAUUCAAUUGGUGCAAAUACUUCAUCAAGUAGUCCAUCAUCCAACAAUAGCUCUGCACAUUUAUUAUCCUAUAGUGGCUAUAGUACUGGCCUUGAUUUAUCAUCUCAUACAAAUAAUUUAAAACGUCCGCGAAGUGAUAUUGAUGAUGAUGAAAAUAAUAAUAUUAAUAAUCAUAAUGAGGAUAGUCAAACAUCAGCAUCACCAUCAACGUCUGUGUUAGGUGAUAUAACAUCAGCAACCAAUGGUCAAAAAAUGUAUCAACAUCUUAAACAUGAUUAUUCACAAAAUGAAUUAUGUCCAUCAUUACCAUUCAAAAAACGUGCACGAGCUGUUCCACCUGAACAAAAAGAUUCUGCUUAUUUUGAAAAGCGAGCUCGUAAUAAUGAAUCUGCAAAACGUUCACGAGAUGCUCGUCGCCAAAAAGAACAACAAACACAAGAUCGUUUGAAUUGUUUAGAACAUGAAAAUUCACGUCUAUUAAUGGAAAAUCAAGCACUUCGCUAUCAACUUUCUCAACUGCAUGCAUUGUGUGGUGUAUCAUCAAAACCAUUACAAUAA